Sitophilus oryzae (rice weevil) is the source of this 1964-nucleotide messenger RNA. RefSeq names its product DCN1-like protein 3 (gene SCCRO3). The record is from RefSeq and is a predicted model, not a curated record. The transcript has 5 exons. Gene Ontology annotation, cellular component: ubiquitin ligase complex. NCBI's taxonomy places the organism in Eukaryota, Metazoa, Arthropoda, Insecta, Coleoptera, Curculionidae. Gene Ontology annotation, molecular function: ubiquitin-like protein binding; ubiquitin conjugating enzyme binding; cullin family protein binding. Gene Ontology annotation, biological process: positive regulation of ubiquitin-protein transferase activity; protein neddylation. The coding region runs from base 405 to 1331 and encodes 308 amino acids.
GUCAUUGCUUGGAAACUUGACAGACCGACAAUGACAGAUGACAGUUUAGGAGUGUCAUCGUCAUCAGUCAUCAGUGUCAUUUAAUGUAGAUUUUUAAUAUUUUUAACAUAAUUUUUAACAAUAAAAUAUCUGAGAGGCUGAAAAAUGUUGUGAGUGAUAAUUUUAUUUAAUAACUGUAGUUUUAUUUUAGUGCUUAUAAAUGCCUAAUUAUCAACAAACAUAUUAUUGAAACAUGGAAAUAUUUCCUUACAAAAGUGCAAUUCCUGAGAGAACGUUCCAAAGAAAAUAUAUUUAUUCAAAUUUUUAAGAAUCCCUUACAAAAGUAAACUACUGUACUUAAUUUGCUAAGGCAAUGCAAAUAAAGUUACAGCAAAAGCCUGAAAGGUUAGGUUUGGGGCCCUCCAAUGGGAAAUUGCUUGAAUUGCUGCAAGGAGCCAGAACAGUUGGCCCCAAAUUCUUCAGUUCAAAGUUGUAACAAAGAAGAAAUGCCUGAAGCGAGAUUGUAUCCUGCUCCAAGCCAUGUGCCUGCAUCAUCAGCACCACUAGAUACUAUUUUAAGUAAUGGUAAUCAUCUCACAUUACCUGUUGAAACUGCAUCUGUUAAUCCACUAACUCGAUUUUACCCUCCAAACAGAAGAUCAACAACAAAAUCAGCUCCCACAAUGGGUAUAACAGAAAGCAAACCUUCAGACCUUAAAUUGAACUCUCUUUUUGACCACUACAGAGAUGAUCAAGAGGACUCUAUUUUAGCAGAGGGGAUUGAUCAGUUUUGCAAAGAUUUAAAUAUACCACCUGAUGACUUUAAAAUUCUUAUUCUUGCUUGGAAAUUAAAUGCGGAACAAAUGUGUAGGUUUACAAGAAAUGAAUUUGUCACAGGCUUGAGAAACAUUAAAUGUGAUUCAAUUAAAUCUAUACAAAAUAAACUUCCAGAAUUAGUUAUUGAUGUUGAACAAAAUGAUGAACUUUUCAAGGAUUUAUACCGUUUUGCGUUUAAGUUUGGAUUGGAUAUUCAAUCUGGACAACGUAUCCUACCUACAAACAUGGCUGUUAUCUUGUGGAGACUGGUAUUUACAGUGCGACAACCACCCAUUUUAUCUCGUUGGUUAAAUUUCUUGGACACUCAUCCAAUGAUACGGGGUAUUCCCAAAGAUACCUGGAACAUGUUUCUGAAUUUUUCAGAUCAUGUUGGAGAUGAUCUCAGUUGUUAUGAUGAUAAUGAGGCGUGGCCCAGCUUAUUUGAUGAUUUUGUUGAGUUUGAAAAUGAUCAAGCCAAUCAGAACAUUUCUAAAGAAAAAGAUAAAGAUUGUGACUCAUUUUUAAUUAAGGAUUGAUAGUCCAGAAUGUUCUGUUUUGUAAUUAUGUCAGUGUUUAUAGAAAGAUGUGUGUAUUGGACAUGCAUAAAUAAAUAUAUUGAAAUAUGAUCACAUAGUAAUUUCUGUUUAUUAGAACAUCUUCGUUCCAAUACCACCUCUUUCUUCUGAAAGCCACAUUGCAACUAUUGCCUAAAGUAUUGUAAAAAAUUUGUGAUCUAUUUUUGGUGUUUAUACUGUGGUUGUACAAAAUAUAUGUAUCUAGUAUGGAUGACUAAAGCUGAAUGCAAUGAAUUAAUGAAACUAAUGAGUAAUCAUUAAUAUUUUUUCAUUUCUGUUUUUAAAUAUUUUUUUCCAAUUAACUUAUCAACUUAUCAUGUUUUAAAUUAAUAAUUUUAAACUUGUGCUCUAACUUAUCUCAAGAUUUUCUGAUGUGCAGCAUAAAUGAACAAAUAUGAAUCUGUGUCUAUUCUAAUAUUUACUAAAGUACUAACUGUUUCUAUAGUUUAAACAUGUAUGACGUUUUAAGAAAAUAAUUUUGUAUAUUUUUCAGAUUUAUGUGAUUUAAUUUUUAUUAUAAGACUUAUUUAUAUAGUUUAUUGUAUAAAUUUGGAGCAUUUUUAAUAUCAAUAAAAUGUAGGUUAUAAAUGCAAA